This is a messenger RNA of Penicillium brevicompactum, 966 nucleotides long. RefSeq names its product Mrp/NBP35 family ATP-binding protein. Gene Ontology annotation, biological process: iron-sulfur cluster assembly. The coding region runs from base 1 to 966 and encodes 321 amino acids. Gene Ontology annotation, molecular function: 4 iron, 4 sulfur cluster binding; ATP binding; ATP-dependent FeS chaperone activity. The transcript has 2 exons. The record is from RefSeq and is a predicted model, not a curated record. Gene Ontology annotation, cellular component: cytosol. Lineage: Eukaryota; Fungi; Ascomycota; Eurotiomycetes; Eurotiales; Aspergillaceae.
AUGCCUUUGACCGGCGUGAAAAAUGUUGUGCUGGUUCUUUCCGGCAAAGGCGGAGUUGGAAAGUCCUCCGUCACGCUGCAGCUUGCCCUCGCGCUCUCACUACAAGGCAAAUCUGUUGGCAUCCUCGACAUCGACCUGACAGGACCAUCAAUGCCGCGCCUCGUCGGGCUCGAAGAUGCGAAAAUCACACAAGCCCCAGGAGGAUGGGUACCAGUACCAGUCCACAGCGCAGAGUCUACGUCCGAAGGCUCAGAGUCCUCACAAACCCCACGUGGUUCGCUGCGCUGCAUGUCCCUUGGUUUUCUCCUGCGCGACCGUGGCGAUGCGGUGAUUUGGCGCGGACCCAAGAAAACAGCCAUGAUCCGGCAAUUCUUGUCAGAUGUGUUUUGGGGCGAGACAGACUACCUCCUUGUUGACACGCCGCCCGGAACGAGUGACGAGCACAUUGCACUUGCUGAGCAGCUACUCACGCUCUCUACAGUAGAUGCGGCCGCAGCUGCUCAGUCGGGUCUUCCUCGGCUGGCUGGUGCAGUGCUUGUCACAACACCACAGGCUGUUGCGACAUCAGAUGUGCGGAAAGAGGCGAAUUUCUGCGUCAAGACUAAUAUCCCUGUUCUCGGCGUCAUUGAGAAUAUGUCCGGUUAUGCUUGUCCAUGCUGCGGAGAGGUCAGCAAUUUGUUCUCCAGCGGCGGUGGGCAAGUGAUGGCCCAAGAAUUGUCGCUCCCGUUUUUGGGCAGUGUUCCCAUUGAUGUGAAAUUCGGUGAGUUGGUGGAAGGGAAAAUGGAACAGGGAGACAGCGAUGAAGAAGAUGAGGAGGUACCCAAGACCGAGACACAGGAAGCUCCCGCCGAGGAGGAUGACCGGCCACUUGUCGAGAGAUACAGCGAGACUUGGUCAUAUCCUCGAUUCGAAGGCUUUGCGAAGACACUUGUUGGUCAUAUCGAGGGACAAAAUGCCAUAGCCUAG